AUGUCUGAUCGUGCCGCGACUCCGGACCUCACACGAGACGAAGACCGCGCCCUUAUUGACCGCCCUACAUACAAGGAUCUCCUCGGCCCCGAUCUUGUCCUUACCGCUGUGGAUGCUAUAGAACCAGCUGCUAAUCACGCCGCUGAAGCCCCCAGCUACAUAACGCUCCGCCUACUCACCGAUGCCGAAGUCGCGGUCAAAUGGGAAGAGGUCGGCCGUAUCUUCAAGGAAGUAUGA
Molecule: messenger RNA, 237 nt
Organism: Bacidia gigantensis
Lineage: Eukaryota; Fungi; Ascomycota; Lecanoromycetes; Lecanorales; Ramalinaceae
Exons: 2
Coding region: 1-237 (78 amino acids)
Source: RefSeq, a predicted model, not a curated record